GCAGUCCCCUCCCGCCCCGGCCCCACCUGGGGAAGAGCUUAAAGCCCAGCCGGGGUGGCCCGCGCGCAGACGGCGCCCCUGCACCAUGCUCCCGGCCAGCAGCGCGCUCGUCCUCGUGGGGCUCCUGGCGCUCUGGGCCGAGCUGCCGCCGGCAUCUGCCCAGAAUGACACCACGAAAGCCGGCGUGUGCCCCGACGCGGCGGCGGCGGAGGCCAACUGCACGCUGGGCUGCCAGGCCGACAGCGACUGCGAGAGCAGCCGCAAGUGCUGCCCGGCCGCCUGCGGCAGGGCCUGCCAGGACCCCGACGAGAAGCCGGGCACCUGCCCGCCGGUGAAGCCGGGGAUCCCCAUGCUGGGGCUCUGCGUGAACCAGUGCAAGACGGACUCCAACUGCUCCGGGGCCCUGAAGUGCUGCCGCAACGGCUGCGGCAAGGACUCCUGCAUCACCCCGCUCCAGUGAGGCACCGCCGGCGCCGGGGAGUCGCUGCCGCCGCGCUCGCCCAGCCGGGCCCCGGCCCGCACCCCGCUCGGAGCCGCGGCACCCUGCCCCGGCGCUCGCCGCAGCCCCGCGCUCUCGCCAAUAAAGCAGCCUCUCCCCGCA
Dromaius novaehollandiae (emu) is the source of this 601-nucleotide messenger RNA. Its product is annotated as WAP four-disulfide core domain protein 2. Gene Ontology annotation, molecular function: serine-type endopeptidase inhibitor activity. The record is from RefSeq and is a predicted model, not a curated record. Gene Ontology annotation, cellular component: extracellular region. Bases 86 to 460 code for a protein of 124 amino acids. The transcript is spliced from 4 exons. NCBI's taxonomy places the organism in Eukaryota, Metazoa, Chordata, Aves, Casuariiformes, Dromaiidae.